UGACCUCAGAGUUAAUCUGCAGGAGUUAAUCACGAAGAGCCUCUAGUGAUUUUUUUUUUCUAUUUCUUUUAAAUAACCACACAACAGAACCACACAAACAGAGCACAGCCCCAUUUAAAAAGAAAGAAAGAAAUGAAAAGAGAGCAAAUACAUAAACAAAACUAAAAGGACAGACCCCUGGGAGUUCAUGUGAGCGCACAGGGCAUGAAUGUGAGCGCCUUUCUAUUUCUCUCAUUUGCCUCCGUAUGCAUCUCUGGGUGUACCAUCCCCCCCUGCCUCAAUUAUAUUAUCCUCCCAGACUUGGAAGCUGCUGCCUGAGCUAACGCUUUGAUGAUAUCUGCAAGCGUUUGUACUGAUCUUUAUUUCGGCCCCCUGAAUAUUAAUUUUCGAAGCUGGUAGCAAUACAUCUCCUGAGUGACGGGACCUACUAGAGGCAGGUGGGGGGAGCCAGCAACAAAUCAUCAGCAUAAUAAUAAUACAAAGGGGAGGGAUUCUUCUGCAACCCAGAGGCGAGAGGAAAAAAAAAAAAGCGAUGAGUUCGCCAAAUACAUGGAGCAUUGGAAGCACAGUCUACUCUCCGGUAUUUUCACAGAAAAUGACGCUGUGGAUUCUGCUCCUGCUAUCGCUCUACCCGAGCUUCACUAGCCAAAAAUCAGAUGAUGACUAUGAAGACUAUGCUUCUAAUAAAACAUGGGUGUUGACUCCAAAAGUUCCCGAGGGUGACGUCACUGUCAUCUUAAACAACCUACUGGAAGGGUAUGACAACAAACUUCGUCCUGAUAUAGGAGUGAAACCAACAUUAAUUCACACAGAUAUGUAUGUGAACAGCAUUGGCCCAGUGAAUGCUAUCAAUAUGGAAUAUACAAUUGAUAUUUUUUUUGCCCAAACCUGGUAUGACAGACGUUUGAAAUUUAACAGUACCAUUAAAGUUCUCCGGUUGAAUAGCAAUAUGGUGGGGAAAAUCUGGAUUCCAGACACUUUCUUCAGGAACUCCAAAAAGGCUGAUGCUCACUGGAUCACCACUCCCAACAGGAUGCUGAGAAUUUGGAAUGAUGGUCGAGUUCUCUACACCUUAAGGCUGACAAUUGAUGCCGAGUGCCAGUUGCAGUUACACAACUUCCCGAUGGAUGAACACUCCUGCCCCCUGGAGUUCUCCAGUUAUGGUUAUCCACGUGAAGAGAUUGUUUAUCAAUGGAAGCGCAGUUCUGUUGAAGUGGGUGACACAAGAUCAUGGAGGCUGUAUCAGUUUUCAUUUGUUGGAUUGAGGAAUACCACUGAAGUAGUGAAGACAACUUCUGGUGACUAUGUGGUCAUGUCUGUGUACUUUGAUCUGAGCAGAAGAAUGGGGUAUUUUACCAUCCAGACCUACAUCCCCUGUACACUCAUCGUGGUCCUAUCCUGGGUGUCCUUUUGGAUCAAUAAGGAUGCUGUUCCUGCUAGAACAUCUUUAGGUAUCACUACUGUCCUGACCAUGACUACUCUCAGCACCAUAGCCCGGAAAUCUCUGCCCAAGGUCUCCUAUGUCACAGCAAUGGAUCUCUUCGUAUCUGUUUGCUUCAUCUUUGUGUUCUCUGCUUUGGUGGAGUAUGGCACCCUGCACUAUUUUGUCAGCAAUCGGAAACCAAGCAAGGACAAAGACAAAAAGAAGAAAAACCCUCUUCUUCGGAUGUUUUCCUUCAAGGCCCCAACCAUUGAUAUCCGUCCCAGAUCAGCAACCAUCCAAAUGAACAAUGCCACACAUCUUCAAGAGAGGGAUGAAGAAUAUGGCUAUGAGUGUCUGGAUGGCAAGGACUGUGCCAGUUUCUUCUGCUGUUUUGAAGAUUGCCGAACAGGAGCCUGGAGACAUGGGAGGAUACAUAUUCGCAUUGCCAAAAUGGACUCCUAUGCUCGGAUCUUCUUCCCCACCGCCUUCUGUUUGUUCAAUCUGGUUUACUGGGUCUCCUAUCUUUAUCUGUGAGGAGGUAUGGGUUUCAUUGAUAGGGGUCUUAUUCUCUGAAUCUCAUGGAAAGACAAUGUCCUUUCUAAGUCUAAUGAAAUAAUCCCCUAUGUGGUCAUUGAAUUUGUUUCUCUGUCUCAACCUAGUAAUAUGUAUAAUGUCAUCUUAUCUGUGCCCAACUCUCCUUUGGUUCUUGUAAUUUGAACUUUGGUGUGCACUGUUUUUCAAACCUGCAAGGCAAAGUAAAGUUAGAACAAGGACUGUUGCACCAAGUAUGAUCUCUUGGAGCAACAGCAAUGAAAACAAUGAAAGUGGUGAGUGUUCAAAUUGGUGGAAUCGGUCUUGGAUUCCCAUAUGGUUUAGUACAAAGGAGGCAAAGCCGUGUGCUCUGUUCACUUGGGGUCAAGUUGUGGUAAACUGGAACAAAUUAGAAUACCUCCCUCAUUUGUGAAGAAUCACAAUAGAAAAGCCUAGAGUAGAAUUCUAUUAAUACCUUUAUUCCAAGGUAAGAAGAAAAUUUCCUGCAUAUCCUAUGUACAAUGAUGUAAAUAUUUCAGUAAUGUAGAAUGCUUCAAGUUUAAUGCAUGCAUCUCUUUAGAGCCAAAAUAAAUGAGCUAAAUGAUCAUCAUAUAGUAUUGUCUUUUAUUUUGUGUGUUUGGGCUAUAAAAGAAUAUAUUAAUAUAAUUACAAGGAUUUGGGCUUGAAAUUGGAGGGGGUUCACUGUCUUCUCCCUCAUGCAUGAAAAUUCAGGUUGUAAAAUUAUAUUAGUCUUAUACGACAUUAAAACUUUGAGUAAAAUUUAGGCUGAUUGACAUUUGGCAGCUCUAAAUAUGCCCAAUUUCAUCACUAGCAUAUAAAGUAAAUGUAUGUGCUUGCUGUUGUUUUGCCUUCUUUGAGGAUGUGAGUCCUUAAUAGAACUCUUUCUCCAUCUCAAUAUCUGCUUCUAGUGAUGACUAAUGCCUUGUGGGCAGAGUCCUGAUCAUUUCUUCUUUGGGUUCUCAACAUCUUACAUUGUGGCUGGCACAUAGUCAGUGCUCAUUAAAUAUGGCUGAAAGCAACACACCCUCCUGUAGUCUGGUGAAUAUCAUUUUCUGACCCAGAACAAGCGACUCAUCUUUUCACAUUGCUUUCAGCAAGUGAUGCUUUAUCUGUAGAAAUAACCAGAGAAUCUCAAGAACUGCAGCUCUUAAGCCCAUCUUCAAGAAUUUGUUUUAGGCAAAGUCUGUAUUUGUUUUAAAAUAAUAUCUACUUUCUAUACCUAUGUAUGCAAUUGAUGACUUGAGCAUAAUAAUUUCUUGAUUAUUUAUCCAGUUUUUUUUAAAAGAAUCAAUUUAAUCUUUAAAAAAAUUUCUGCUUGUGCACCUAUGAAAGUAUGAGCAAAAUUCAUACCUGACUGGUAAACAGUAUGUAGUGUUCUGUGCUUGGAAACAAUGGACUGAAGGUUAAAUUAAAAACUGAAACAACACCGAGUGACUUAUAUGGAGGAUAUUGAGCCUCUGACUGUAGGCUCAUUUUGCUCCAUAACAAUUAAAUGGAGUGAUUGCCUGACUUCAUACAUGAGUUAGAUAUUAAUGUGAUCAUCCUGAAUCCUCAUUUUUUUUUUAAAAAAAAAUAGAACCAUACAGUCAGUUCUUCUUUUAAGGAAAAACACUGAUUUAAAUCAAAGUUAAAUCAUAGUAAGUGUAACUUUAUGAUUUAUGAUGAAGACAAUUAAAGAGGGUGUCUUUGUUAAUAUAAAACCACAUGAAGUCAUUAUAAUUAAUCUGGAUGAAUCUUGAAAAUAUGCAGCUGCUGGUUUUGCAAACCUUGAAUAUACCAGUGCUUUAGUAUUUAACCUCAAACAGAUGUAAAUAGAUGGUUAUUUUCUUGUUUUAAAUUGUCAAAAUAGUCAAUGUUGACUCUUUGGGAGAGUUGUUGGCAAAUUCCAAUUGUGAGGAAUCACGAUAUUAUUGUCAACUUGAAAUGUAUUCUGCAGUAGAGAUACUGAGAAAAAAAUAAAGCUAACUUUCCAAUAUGUGCAUAAUAUUGGCAAUAUGGAUAUAUAUUAUACAUCAUCCAAUUCUUAAUCAUCAGCUGCUCCCUGUCUAUGUAUUUGCAAACCUUUUCACAAGAAAAUUGCCUAACAUAUGGACUUUUCCAAUAAAAAUGCUGCAUUCUAAUCCA
Peromyscus maniculatus bairdii (prairie deer mouse) is the source of this 4099-nucleotide messenger RNA. It is a transcript of the gene Gabrg2, whose product is annotated as gamma-aminobutyric acid type A receptor subunit gamma2. Gene Ontology annotation, biological process: gamma-aminobutyric acid signaling pathway; monoatomic ion transmembrane transport; chloride transport. Gene Ontology annotation, cellular component: membrane. Lineage: Eukaryota; Metazoa; Chordata; Mammalia; Rodentia; Cricetidae. Gene Ontology annotation, molecular function: extracellular ligand-gated monoatomic ion channel activity; GABA-A receptor activity. The record is from RefSeq and is a predicted model, not a curated record.